Molecule: messenger RNA, 1687 nt
Organism: Paramecium octaurelia
Lineage: Eukaryota; Ciliophora; Oligohymenophorea; Peniculida; Parameciidae
Source: the annotation of a GenBank genome assembly
AUGUUUACAAGUGAAAGUGUGCAAGAACAUAUACUUUAUGAUAAAAUAUAUCAAUAUCUUUGGGUUAAGUCUGAGACCUCAAGUCCACCUUCUGUGCUCAUACCAGAUACUGUGAUUUUGAUAAGAUCAAUGCCGAUAUAUUGGUAUUUUACAGACAAGGAGUCAGGAGAAGUUAAGAAAAAGCUGAGGAAAAACGUUACAAAAGAAAAUAUCAAAGAAACUUGGUUGAACUAGGUUGGGAGAUCUGGAGUGGUGGGAUAUCUCUUGCAUUUUAUGUAUAAAUAGCAUAAAUAACAAUUUUAAGAGAGAAUUUAGAUUUGAAUUAUCCUCCUGAGAAACUAAAAAUUAGUGGUAAAAUAUAGAUAGUGUAUUUUGAUGAAAAAGGAUUUGAGAAUUUUAUGAAUUCUAAUUUGGAACUUCCUUUUGGAAUACUUUAACGAUAUGUCGAAGCGGCAGAUGACAGAAAUUGUAUAAAUAUUAAUUAAAUUCAGCAUAAAUUUAGGCUUUUUGGAGUAAAUCUGUCACACUCUUCACGAAGAGGAUGACUAAGAAGAGUUAUCUGAAUAAAUCAAUGAAUAUUUAUGAGAGACUCUGCACUUUCGAAGGACCGGAGUAUUUGAGUGAAGCAAGUAAGACUAUAUGAUUCUAUUUAAAACUUAGCAUAAGUGAAGGAUUUCUAAUCAUAAAGAAUAUCUGAAUAGAUUGAUAAGAUGAUUAACCAUUUAGAUGCAAUUUCAUUUGGAAAAUUGAAUAUAAGUCAAGGAACAUUUUAUUUUAAGGUUGACAAGUAAGAUAAAUGUUGGUUUCUUUUUUGUGGCAGUCUAAAAUUCGAAGAUGAUAAACAUUACAAGAACUACCCUAAAGAUUUAUAUACCCAAUCCUAAAUUUCAAUACCAAAAUCAGUAGAUGGAAUUAUGUCAGUCUAUAGUCAAAGACCAUUGUAGUUGAACAAGGAAUCUAAAUGCAUUAAGUGUGGUAACAUUGACAAAGAGAACAAUUUCAUUGAUGUUCCAUACCAUUACAUUUUGGAUUAAGACAUAGAAAGUUUACCAGCUGAUCAAUGGCCAACUGAAAUUUAGAAAGAGGCUAAAAAGGUUAAAGUGGCAGGUGCUAAUGCUAGUACUCAAGCCUUAUUAAAUACAAUAACAUAGGUUCCUUUAGUAUUUUAGAAGAUUCAUGAAAAGUUAAAUUACACGAAUUUUGAUUAGUUUAAAUAAUCUGAUGGUUUCCUGCAUAAAACAUUAUAAGUUUGUUUGGAUUGCUAUAUAGUAUUAGGUAUUUAAUCCUUUGAUUAUAAAAUAAAGUUGCUCAUUAGGAGAAAGCGUAAAAGAGUUGUGUAAUAAAUAAAGUCAGAUAAAAUGUUCGAAUUCGAAAGUCUUCAGAGGGAUUUACAAAUGCAAAACGGUUGAAGGAAUAUUUAAGAUAAGGAUAAAAAGAAUAGGGGAAAAAAGGAAGUUAGGUCAAAACUACAGAAAGCAAUAUAAGCAAACAAGGGUAAAAAAUCAGACCUAUUCAACAAUACAUUAAUAUGAGAUUGCAAAGUUUGAGUCCUUAAUUGAAGUACUCAAUCGAAAUUCCGUCUACUGCAGAUUAUUUGUCAUUUAAGACGAAAUCAUCGAAUUAUGACAGUAAUAUAAAAUUGAGAAAUUUAUAUAACUAGUCUCUUCAAGCAAAAUUGAAUGCUUGA